Messenger RNA from Periophthalmus magnuspinnatus, 3655 nucleotides. Its product is annotated as toll-like receptor 13. The transcript is spliced from 4 exons. The record is from RefSeq and is a predicted model, not a curated record. Lineage: Eukaryota; Metazoa; Chordata; Actinopteri; Gobiiformes; Gobiidae. Gene Ontology annotation, biological process: immune response; inflammatory response; toll-like receptor signaling pathway. Gene Ontology annotation, molecular function: protein binding; transmembrane signaling receptor activity. Gene Ontology annotation, cellular component: membrane. Bases 92 to 2971 code for a protein of 959 amino acids.
AUUUGAAUUGUGUAGAGGGAAGACAGGACACUGCUGAAGAAGGCUUCAUGGACUAGAGGUAGGUGUAGAGUUGAACUCAACUUCCUAAAAAAUGGACUCUAAAACUGUGAGACCAUUUGUGAUACUCCUUCUGGUUUAUUUACUCUUUAUGAGUAACUUUGGCCUUGUCAGAGGGUUUUCACUCAGAAGUUGUUAUCUCUUUGAAUAUUCGGUCGAUUGCACCCAGAACCAACUGACACAGGUCCCCACAGACAUCCCUCCAAGUGUGACAAGCAUUAACCUGAGCAACAACAACAUUUCAAUGAUACAACUUUUAAACUUUACACAUUUCCCAAAUUUGACAAAACUUGAUCUGAAUCAGAACUCCAUUUCAAACAUUGGUAAACGCACAUUUUCUCAGUUAAUUUCCCUUAAAUGGCUGAUAUUGAGCAACAAUACCCUUCUCAAACUUGAGGAUAAUGUGUUUGAUGGCUUGCCCAAACUCACAGAGUUAAGGGUUAACUUUAAUCAAAUUGAUUGGGUGGCACCAAAUGCCUUCAGAUCCCUGAACAGCCUUACACUUCUCGACCUGUCCAAUAAUAGACUCUGCACCAUUGCCCAGCUCCGUUUAGCCAUACGGCACAUGCCACAGUUAAGGAAACUGAUGAUUAGAAACAAUGGGAUAACAACUUUAAGGUCCCAAGAUUUAACAAAUACCUCAACAAGUCUUUAUGCCCUUGAUGUGGCAGAAAAUCCACUUAUCAAGUUUGAGGUAACAACAGCUGCCUUCUCAAACCUGAAAAGGUUGAUCAUUGGUUAUCGCACAGUUAAGUCAAACCUGUCGUGGACUGUGCAAAACAACACCCUGAUGGGCCGUGUGGACUCUCUGGACAUUAGUGGAGUUGAACUGGCAUCUAUCGAUGAAUGGAGAAAACUAUUUACAACUUUUCAUUCUUCUUUAGUUAUUUUACAGAUAAACUCAAUGCAAAGCAGACUUAGUGCCUUGAUAAACAUAUCGUGCUCCAUGCCAAAACUAACAAGCCUACAAAUACGGAAAACCAAACACUUUUCUAUCAAGUCAAAUAUAUUCCAAAUGUGUAAGAAUGUCCGUAAAAUACAGCUGGAGGAAAACAAUAUCAAACAAAUUGAAAAUGGCUCCUUUGCUUUUUUGCAUUAUCUGAAGGAAGUCAGCCUCAGCAACAACAGGCUCCCAAGUGUCCCAGUUGCAACUAGAAAUCUACAUCGUCUUCAGAAUCUCAUGCUCUCGUUUAACCAAAUCACAAAACUUGGAUGUCAGGACUUUUCUGGAUUGACAAACCUCAAAGAGCUGGAUCUUCAUGGCAACCAUAUUGCAGCACUGAGUAAUUGUUCCUUUGUUGCUUUGUUGCAUUUGGAAGUUUUGAAACUACAAGAAAAUUCAAUAUCGGAGUUGGGCACUGCUUUCCAAAACAGUUUACCAAAUCUUAAGGUCCUCUACAUCAAUGUGAACAAACUCACUGUCAUCCCUAAAAAUGCAUUCACUGGUUUGCGUUCACUUAUAAAACUGUCAUUAGCCACAAAUCAGAUUAAAACUCUAGAGGAGGGCUGCUUUUCUGGUCUGACAAGUUUAAUCGAAUUACAAUUACAUGAAAAUAGCCUAAAAAAAGAGGUCUUUUACAAUGCUCCCUUUAAAUAUUUGAUAAAUCUAAGAAAACUUAAUAUGCAAAAAAAUCAUAUUAAAUAUGGAGACAGUUCUGCUUUAAAGGAGCCUCCGUUUAUAAACCUGUCACGUUUAGAGACUUUAAUAUUUUCAGUCCAGCACUCUACCGGGCGGGCCUUUUUCCCUUCAAACUUCCUUCAGGGUCUAACUAAUCUCUUAGAUUUCUAUUGCAAUAAUAUUCAACUUCUUAACUUAACUGAUGAUUUUUACACCCACACACCUCAUCUCAUCUCCUUGGACUUUGGUGCAAAUGAUCUCGGUGACUUGUCUCCAAAUCUGUUCACUCCCAUCCCAAAUCUCACUCAACUCAGAGUUACAAGCACUAACCUUCACUCUUUAGACUUUCUGAUCAAUGCCAACCUGACAAACCUUAAGAUUCUCUUGGCAAGAAAGAACCGAUUCUCUGUGAUCAGUGAAGAUAUCAUCAAAUCCUUACCAAAUCUGACCAGCUUUGAUGUGAAAGGAAACAGCUUCACAUGUGACUGUGACAACUCAUGGUUUGUGCAGUGGAUUGUAAACAACAAACAAACUCAAGUGGCAGGUGCUCAGAAAUUCACAUGCAACUACCCAUUAGAAAGUAAAGGCUCCAGACUGUUGGAUUUCAAUGUACAGUCCUGCCUUGUGGACGUAGGCUUUUUUUUUUUCAUAUCCAGCUCAAGUCUCAUUAUUGUGUCCCUGGUGGCCUCAUUCACCUACCAUUUCAGCAGAUUUCAGCUGACCUACGCCUACUACAUCUUCUUGGCCUGGAUGUUUGAUUCUAAAAACAGGCAGAAGCGAGCGGCAUGCCAAUAUGACGCCUUUGUCUCGUACAAUGCCAAAGAUGAGGCCUGGGUCUAUAGAGAACUGGUGCCACAUUUGGAGCAAGAGCAAGGCUGGAAACUCUGCCUGUAUCACAGAGACUUCCUCCCAGGGAAACUCAUCGUGGAGAACAUCACUGAUGCCAUUUAUGGAAGCAGGAAAACCAUCUGUGUGAUCAGCCGCAGAUAUCUACAGAGUGAGUGGUGCUCCAAAGAGAUGCAGCUGGCCAGCUUCCGUUUGUUUGAUGAGCGUGAGGAUGUUCUGAUCCUCGUGUUUCUGGAGGACAUCCCUGCGUCUCACCUGUCUCCUUAUUACCGCAUGAAGAGGCUGCUGAAGGGACGCUCAUACCUUAGCUGGGCCCGCGCUGCAGACAACCCACAGCUGUUCUGGGAGAAACUACGACAAGCCUUAAGGUCCACAAACACAGCAGAAGAAGACAGGCUACGACUCACAGUCAAUCAGAUGCACGGAGGCAGUGUUAAUCUUAAUGAUUAAAAUUUUUCACUUGUCCUACCCAGGGGAAUUUUUAUAGAUGUCGGUUUGAAGACUUUACCAUUCAAAAGAUAGAAUAUUUUCUUCUGAAUUGUUGAUUGGUAAUGGCAACAGUGCUAAUUUUUCAUCUCUGCAAAAUGCAUGGAUAGGGUUGUAUGUAGUUGUAGGGUUUUUUGGAAUCACUUUGGCAGAAAAAGGCCCCCAAUUACUUUCUGUAGAUUUAAACGGGAAAAAAAAAAAACCCAACAUAAUUACACUGUUCUUUUAAAUUUGUUAAAAUCAGAAAAAUGUAAUAAAGACAGUUGAAAGCCCACAGCGGGUUUCUUCACUAAAUUAAGUACUUACAAGUAGUAAAAAUAUGUACAACCCCAUUACUCCCUCAAUUUUCUUUGACAACCUUCAAACCAAUGUGCAAUAUUGUAUUUUGUCUUGUAUUAUAAAAUAAAAAUCAACGGAUGUUUAAAUUCUUGAUAACUUCAGUGACUAUUUGAUAAAGCAACAUGACAGAUGUAUAAUUUCACAUGAACAAUAAAUAGUAAAAGUAAAUACCAUUAUGGAACCAUUAUUGCAACGCCUAGGAAGUUCCAGAGUAUGGCAUUAAAUUAUCUUCAGUAAGAAUACAUGUUUUGCAAAGUACUUUUGAGUAUGCUAAUGAAAACAUGUAAAACAAUAAAUACAAAAUAGAUA